Messenger RNA from Mesorhabditis spiculigera, 1062 nucleotides. The record is from the annotation of a GenBank genome assembly. Lineage: Eukaryota; Metazoa; Nematoda; Chromadorea; Rhabditida; Rhabditidae.
AUGUCCUCUUCAGCAGCGGCAUCCAACUCGUCGACACCGGUUGGGGAACCGAUGCAAGCGCCGCAGCCUCAGCCAGCCGGCCGGGUGUCGUUCCGCGACCUGUGCUGCCUGUUUUGCUGCCCUCCCUUCCCGUCGAGCAUCGUCAGCAAGCUGGCUUUCAUGCCGCCCGAGCCGUGCUAUUCGAUCACCGAUGACUGCAAAAUGAGCCUCAUCGAGGGGCGAGCCGACUGGCCGCACGAGCAAGAGGAGCUGAAAUUGGUUGAGAUGUUUACAACAAGGACGAGGCGCAGAAACAAGAUCGCGUGCAUCUACGUCCGGCCCUGCGGCAACCAGGCCAAGUACACGCUGCUCUUUUCGCCUGGCAACGCCGUCGACCUCGGGCAGAUGAGCAGCUUCUACUACGGGCUCGGCUACCGGAUCGGCGUCAAUGUGUUCAGCUACGAUUAUUCGGGCUACGGCUGUUCCACGGGCAAGCCGAGCGAGAAGAACUUGUACGCCGACAUCCAGGCGGCAUAUGAGGCAUUGCAGUCAAGAUUCGGCGUGCCCGCAGAGAGGAUCAUCCUCUACGGCCAAAGCAUCGGCACCGUCCCAUCCGUCGAUUUGGCCUCGAAACAUCCGAAUGUCGCUGCAUUGAUUCUGCACUCCCCGCUGAUGUCCGGCAUGCGAGUGGCGUUCCCCGGCACGCAGCGGACGUGGUGCUGCGAUGCGUUCCCUUCUAUUGAAAAAGUACCGCGCGUCACGUGCCCCACAUUAGUCAUCCACGGCACCGACGAUGAGGUGAUCGACUUCUCGCACGGCGUCUCCAUGUACGAGCGAUGCCCGGCGUCGGUCGAGCCGCUUUGGGUUGCCGGUGCUGGACACAACGACGUCGAGCUGCACGGCGCCUACCUCGACCGUCUGCGUCAAUUCAUCGAGACUGAAGCGGGCAAGCAGCCGGCCACCACGCAGACCAUCCAACAAAAUAGAGAGGCCGUUGGUGACGCGGAGACGAGUUACCAAAGUGGCUUUAUCACGGCCGAGCGGCAAACAUUCAGUGAAUUGUAUCUGUUACCGAUGAGAAAG